AUGACUACAUUGAGUGAAGGUGUACGCAUUUUGGAUGCCUUAUCUGCUAGCGGUCUUCGCGCGCUUCGGUUUGCUAAGGAAAUUCCGAACGUUCUGGAGGUAGUGGCUAAUGACUUCUCUGAAAAUGCUGUGGAAGCUGUAAAGCAGAAUAUAGUUUUAAAUGGCCUUGAGGGGCUCGUCAAACCUAACUUUGGCGAUGCGAUUGAAGUCAUGAUGUCGCAUCGUGCUCUGGAUAAAAGGUUUCAUGCGAUUGACUUAGAUCCUUACGGUUCUGCUUCAGUAUUUUUAGACGCAGCCGUGCAGGCUGUUGCAGACCAAGGAAUUCUUAUGGUUACUUGCACUGAUAUGGCAGUUCUUUGCGGCAAUACUCCCGAAUCUUGUUAUAACAAAUAUGGCUCUGUGGGUUUACGACACAAGUGUUGUCACGAAUUUGCAAUUCGAGUUUUAUUAAAAGCGUUGGAUUCUCAUGCUAAUCGUUAUGCUCGGUACAUUGAGCCUCUGUUGUCACUCAGCAUUGACUUUUAUGUUCGCGUCUUCGUGAGGCUUCAUACUAGUGCUCACCAUGCGAAAGACAGCAUAACGAAGGCAGCUAACGUUCUGGCAUGCGUUGGUUGCCACUCUCUUCAACUGCAGCCAUUAGCAAAGAAGGUGGUUUCAGGUGCCAGUGUAAAAUAUACUGCUUCCAUGGUAGAUUCUGGUUUACUGGAUGGCAAUGGUAAAUGUAUUCAUUGCGGUCAAAGCGUGCAUUUCGCAGGUCCCAUAUACUCCGCCCCUAUUCACCAACUUUCAUUUGUAAAUUCUUUGAUAACCAGGCUACGUAGCAUCGAGGCAGAAGAGAAUUUGGCAACUUACAAUCGUCUUUUAGGAGUUUUGACAGUAAUAGCAGAGGAACUUCAAGAUGUACCUCUUUAUUAUGAGAACGAUCAAUUAUGGCAUAUAAUCAAAAGUCCUGUACCUAAGUCGUUGUUAGUUCGCUCUGCGAUCUUAAAUGCUGGUUAUCGUUGCUCUAUAUCGCAUUGCAAUCCAAAAGCAAUUAAGACAGACGCACCGUUAGAUUUUCUUUGGGAUAUUGUUCGAACGGUGGUAUGUUACUUAACCAGUCUAGUUGACAUCAUAAACAGUGGAACAGUAUUACCAUUAAUUUUGUGUAUAAAUUCUUUAGCAUUUCUUUCUGUGAGCUUUUUCUUAGCGUGUGAUCUAAAGCAGAAAGAUAUUGGACACUCCGAUUCGUUUUUUAUAUACACAGAUUUUUUAAAGCAUCACUGUUUGUUAAGAACUUUUAGUUUUUGUGAACGACAUAUUUGUCUUAGGCAUGAAGUCGAUUUGCGUACAAACUCCGAAGCCCAGGCUAGGAGUAAAACAGACGGUCUUUUGCGUUUUCAGUGCAAUAGAGGAAAAAAUUGGGGUCCCAAAAACAAGGCGAAAGGCUCAAUAAAUUCUGUGAAGGCGGGGUUUUUUGCGAGCGUUGAGAAAGAUGGAUGUGUAGCUUCCUCAGAAUCGCACUAA
This is a messenger RNA of Enterobius vermicularis (human pinworm), 1506 nucleotides long. Lineage: Eukaryota; Metazoa; Nematoda; Chromadorea; Rhabditida; Oxyuridae. The record is from the annotation of a GenBank genome assembly.